AUGAAGUCAAUUGACGAAAAAAUAUUUUUAAAUUUGGCUUCUCUAAAAUAUUUGGAUCUCAGCAGCAAUAAAUUGAGUCAACUUAAACGCAGCCAUUUUUCUAAACUUGUUAAUUUGGAGACUCUUUUGUUGGAUAAUAAUCAAAUUAAUUCGUUUGUUUUUUACCUCUUGUGUUUUUUUUAA
Meloidogyne enterolobii is the source of this 183-nucleotide messenger RNA. Lineage: Eukaryota; Metazoa; Nematoda; Chromadorea; Rhabditida; Meloidogynidae. The record is from the annotation of a GenBank genome assembly.